Anneissia japonica is the source of this 3348-nucleotide messenger RNA. RefSeq names its product tripartite motif-containing protein 2-like. The record is from RefSeq and is a predicted model, not a curated record. Gene Ontology annotation, cellular component: nucleoplasm; chromatin. Gene Ontology annotation, biological process: positive regulation of DNA-templated transcription. NCBI's taxonomy places the organism in Eukaryota, Metazoa, Echinodermata, Crinoidea, Comatulida, Comatulidae. Gene Ontology annotation, molecular function: zinc ion binding; ubiquitin-protein transferase activity. The transcript is spliced from 4 exons. Bases 197 to 2353 code for a protein of 718 amino acids.
UCAAGUCUGUAUUUUCUUCAGAAUUGUAAAUGCCAGGAUCUGAAAAAAUGGAUAGAGAAAAGAGUACUGAAGGAGGAGUAGGACAGGAAAAGGUCAUAGGACUAAAGAUAAACCUGGAAAAACCCACUUCUGUUGUCAGAGACACUUUAUACUGCACCUUUGGUUAAAGACAGCAUUUUAAGGAAUUUAUUUCAAGAUGGCAACCAGUGAGCCGAAUCAGUUUCUGGAAAAUGUUGAUGAGAAGGUCCUAGAGUGCACCAUAUGCUUUAAGAGACUUCAAAAUCCUAAAUCUCUCAACUGCCUCCAUAGUUUCUGUUUAGCGUGCCUAGAAGACUGGGUUAAGGAGAAGGGUAAGCUGACUUGUCCAACUUGUUCAAAAUCAUAUCCCAUUCCAAAGGGCGGGCUUCAAAAGCUUCCACCCAAUACAUUUAUAAAUAACUUAUUAGAAACUAUUGAAACAUUUUCUGGAAAAGAUCAGAUAAGAUGUGCUUGUAAAAAAGGAGAAGCAGCAUUACAUUACUGCCAGGAUUGCAGACAGUGCUUGUGUUCUACUUGUAUUAAAUAUCAUAAAGUUUUUCGACUAUUUGCAAACCACAAGCUACAUUCAGUGGAGGAUGUGCGAUCAAUGACCCCUUCACAGAUGACUUUACUACAUCCACCACAGUGUUUGCAUCAUAACAAACCUUUGGAAUUUUAUUGCACAGAUUGUAAAACUCCAAUAUGCAUGCAUUGUAUAAUUAUUGACCACAAGGAGUUGGAAGGAAAUCACAAAAUAAUCAGCAUUUCUAAAGCUUUUCAAGCAUUUAAAGAAACUUCAGCAGAAUUGGAGAAAGCUGCCAAUGACUGCAAAAACAAAUUACAAGAUGGCCUCAAAGCAGUAACUCAGAUAGCUAUAAAAUUAGGACAAAAUAAAGCUACAACUUUGAGAAAUAUUGACAAUCAUGUACAGCUGAUGAUAAAGAAAAUCAAAGAAAAUGGAGACAAAAUUAAAAAUGAAGUAGAGAUAAUAUACAAAAAGAAAAAGAAGGUAAAUGAUGUACAAAUGGAUGAAUUGGAAAAAACAAUAAAUGAUAUAACAACAGAACUGACUUUUCUCAAUCAAUUACUGAAGAGUGAUGAAGCAACAGCAAUGCAGUCAAGUGAAAGAGUAAUUACAGCACUGAAUGACAGAAUCAAUGAAUUGCCAAAAACAAAGCCAGCUGAUGAUGGACAAAUUAAAUUUGUUAUCAAUGAGAAUCAGCUCGAUUCAUUGCAACAAUGUGAUAUUGGGUAUGUAUCACAGGGAGCAGCAGAUUGCCUAACACUGAAGGGAGGGAAAUCUGUGACCAAAGGUCAGACAAUUGUUGUCAAAAUAAUAAAAACAGAUGAAUGUGAAAUAAAUGCAAAUCAACUGAAGGCAACUUGGACACAGCCUACAGGAGAAAUCAAUGUCACUCAAGUUCAGGAAGAUGACAAUGGAGAUUAUUUUGUGACAGGAAAAUGCACUAGUACAGGUGUUUGUAAAUUAGAUGUGAGCAACAAUGGCGAACCAAUCAAGCAGUCACCAGUGACAGUGGAAGUAGAGAAGGAAGGACUAGUAAAAACUAUUGAUAUAGACAAAGAAGAUGUUAGAGAUGUAGUUAAGUGUGAAAAUGAUUGCUUGCUGGUUUCAUGCUUGACAAAUGAAAUGCUCAAAUACAAGCAAUCAGGAGAAUUUACUGGUAAGGUUACACUGCCAGCAGGUUUGAAGGUUAACAGAAUGUACAAAAUGAAGAAUGGUAACAUAGCAUUUAGUGAUUUUCGUAAGAAUACCAUCAACGUAUGUAAUAUGAAUGGUCAGGUGAUCAAAUCAAUUGGUCAGAAAGAAUUAAAUCCAAUUGAUAUCCAUGUGGAUGAGGCAUCGAAUGUCCUAUAUGCAGGAGACUGGAAUUCAGACUAUGUCUACAUGUUUGACUUUGAUAAUGACAAAGUGAACAAGCAGAUAGGGUCAAAAAGCAAACACAGUGAAAUAAGUAGAGCGCUUGGUAUAACUCUUACAAAUCAAGGACAUCGCCUCAUAUUGUAUAAUAAAAAUCAAGGACUACAAUUAUUUGAUAAAGAGGGAAGGUUUAUGAAAGUCCUUGUUGAAUCAGGAAAUGAAGAUGGUAAGGUGAUGAAUCCAAAAGGAGUAGUAGUUGAUGAGGAUGACGACAUCAUUAUAUCAAGUAAUCACAAACUACAGCUAUUCAGUAGUGAUGGAUCUUUCAUUAAAAGAAUUGAUAAACCAGAAGAUGAAAUCAAAAAUCCAUUGGGAUUAUCCAUCAUUUCACAUCAUCCAAGGAGACUUGCAGUAGCAAAUACUGGUAACAAUACUGUAAAAAUAUUCAAUUAUUAAAAAUUGAUAGUCAACUGGCUGCUAUUGUUGUUGUGUGGUCUUUUAUAAAAUAUUAAUUUACAGGUGAAUACCUACAUAUAUAUUAUUUCAUAUCAUUCUUAAAUUUGCAGUUGUGAUUACCAAACUGUAUAAACUUAUUAAUUUUGAUGAUGAUGAUACUGCUCACUUGUUUAUGUUACAUUUUUCAUCUACUGAAUCACACACCAUAUUAGGAAUACCAACAAACAUGUAUAUUAUUUAAUAUUAAAUGGAAAAAUGUAUUGAGUCAGAUCCAUAGCAUCCUCAUUGUGUAUAUUUAUUUAUAGAGUAUUAAACAUACUUCCAUUUAAUUUCAUUUUCAUUACUUUUAUUAUAAAUUCAAUAUGAAAACAAUUGCAUUAUUUUUAUGUUGAAUCAACUCAUGUAUGGCUGAGAAUUAUGUGAAGAGACAAGAAUAAUUCUGUCAACAAUCACAUUUUUGUAAUUUAUAUCUCCACAUUUUAAAUGUAUUACUGGGUAGUUUUGUAAAAUAUAUAUAACUAUUCUAGGAAAUAUUCUUUUUGAAUAAUUAUUUUUAAUUAUUGUCAUUGUGUAGUUUACAGUAAUGCCAUGUUAGCCAGCUAUGAAUUUUCAAUUAGAAAAUUUCUUGUGGUAAAAAUUAACUUUAAAAAAAUAUACUUUAAACAUUUUGAUCAAAAUAAAUGUUAUGGUAGGUUAUUAUAUUGCAAAGGGGUAAAAUAGUCUCAUCUGGUUUCUAAUAGUUGACGAAGCCUGACUGACUAGGCUAGGCUACUAUCAGUCUACUACAACAAUACAAUUAUUAUACAACAAGGAGAAAAUUGUAUUAAAAAUAUUGGUAAAAAACAAAAAAAAAGUAUAAAACUGGUUUAACACAAUAUAUAUAUAUAUAUAUAUAUAUAUAUAUAUAUAGAACUGGAGGUCGCUGGAACAGAAUGUUGCUACUCGGAGUUUCACGCUAUUGCGAUCGUCAGGCAACUGAUGAAAGGUGAACGUUG